AUCUAUCUACAGUGUGACCAACACGGUAGACUGACCCUCUGAGAAGCCCACUGCCCACGGGGAAAAGAGCUGCUCGAGGUCUCUCCAUGGGUCAUCAAUAACUCUCAAUUCAUCAUUUGAUACCAAUUCCUUGAAUUGUUCACUCAAUUCUAUAUUGUCACCCGCAGUCAAAACUUUUUUUUUUCGUUCCUUAUAUUCCCUCAAUAUCCCUUCUCUAAUUUAAAUCUUUCCACCUCUAAACACGGUAGUCCCUCGACGACAUGCCUUCCAUUUCCUCUCCAACUUCCCCUCACCGGGCUGGACAGAGCCCGGCACUCGCGCUCUCCACUGCUCAAGCGGCUGGCGUCGUGGACGGCGUUGAGGUUGCCCAGAGUCCCGUGCUGACCACACAUGGCUCCAAGGGCAUCCCCAAAGGCAUUCCUCACCCGCCCGUCUCCCCCAGGCUGGCCCAGGAUGGCGGUCUUGUCAGCCUUGAGCUCGAGGAUGGCACCGUCUACCAGGGUUACAGCUAUGGUGCCGAGAAGAGCGUUGCCGGUGAACUUGUUUUCCAGACCGGUAUGGUUGGUUAUCCCGAGUCCAUUACGGAUCCCUCUUACCGGGGUCAAUUGCUCGUCAUUACGUUCCCUUUGGUGGGUAACUAUGGCGUUCCAUCGCGAGAGACCCUGGACGAGCUCCUGGGCGAUCUUCCUGCCCAUUUUGAAUCCUCGCAGAUUCACAUUGCCGGUCUCAUCACUUCUACUUAUGCCGGCGAGGAUUACUCUCACUAUCUGGCCGCUUCCUCACUGGGUACCUGGUUGAAGGAACAGGGCAUUCCAGCCAUUCAUGGUGUCGAUACCCGCUCUCUCACCAAGCGGAUCCGAGAGGAAGGUAGCAUGCUCGGCCGUAUGCUACUCCAAAAGUCCGCCGAGUCUGGCCGUCAGCUCGAGGCCGUGGCUACCACAGAAUGGCGAAGCGGAUUUGAAGAGAUCCCUUGGUACAAUCCCAAUGAGAAAAAUCUUGUCGAGGAAGUGUCAAUUCGACAACCUCGUCGUUUCUCUCCCCCCGCUUCGAAGGCAUUGCGUCACCCUUCUGGACGCCCCGUCCGUGUAGUUACUGUAGACGUUGGUAUGAAGUACAACCAACUCCGCUGUCUCCUCAAGAGGGGCGUAGAGGUCGAAGUCGUGCCCUGGGACUAUGACUUCCCCAAACUGGCCGGCAAGGAGUAUGAUGGUCUAUUCUUGUCCAACGGUCCUGGUGACCCAGCAAUGCUGGAUAAGACCGUCAAGCACGUCGCCACUGCUAUGGCCGAGGGCCGCACCCCUAUCUUUGGCAUCUGUUUGGGCCACCAGAUUCUUGCUCGCGCAGCGGGUGCAUCCACGCUCAAGAUGAAGUUCGGUAACCGCGGCCACAACAUCCCUUGCACCAAUCUUCUCUCGGGCCGAUGCUACAUCACUUCGCAAAACCACGGUUAUGCGGUGGACGCGAUGAAUCUGCCUCAAGGCUGGGAGGAACUCUUUGUGAAUGCCAACGACGGUAGCAACGAGGGUAUCCGUCACGUCAGCCGCCCUUACUUCAGUGUGCAAUUCCACCCGGAGAGCAAUCCGGGUCCCCGCGACACUGAGUUCCUCUUUGACGUCUUCAUCAAUACCAUUCAAAAGUCUUUGGCUUCGACAGAAGCUCUUCUGCAACCCGUCUCUUUCCCUGGCGGUGACAUUGAGGAGAAUGAGCGUCUCCACCCCCGUGUCAAUGUCAAGAAGGUGCUUGUCUUGGGAAGUGGUGGUUUGAGCAUUGGACAGGCUGGUGAAUUCGACUACUCCGGAAGUCAGGCUAUCAAGGCUCUUAAGGAGGAGGGUAUCUAUACUGUCCUGAUCAAUCCAAACAUUGCCACGGUGCAAACCUCAAAGGGCUUGGCCGACAAGGUCUAUUUCUUGCCGGUCACCGCCGACUUUGUGCGCAAAGUCAUCAAGCACGAGCGGCCUGAUGCUAUUUACGUCACCUUUGGUGGUCAGACUGCUUUGCAGGUCGGUAUCCAGCUCAAGGACGAAUUCGAGGCGCUGGGCGUCAAGGUCCUGGGUACGCCGAUUGAUACUAUUAUCACCACCGAAGACCGUGAGCUUUUCGCUCGUAGCAUGGAUUCCAUUGGCGAAAAGUGCGCCAAGUCCGCUUCUGCCAACUCAGUCGAAGAAGCGCUUGGCGUCGUUGACCAGAUUGGCUAUCCUGUCAUUGUUCGUGCUGCCUAUGCUUUGGGUGGUUUGGGCAGUGGCUUCGCCGACAACACGGAGGAGUUGCUCGAUCUUUGCAACAUUGCCUUUGCUGCUAGUCCUCAGGUUCUCAUCGAGAGGAGUAUGAAGGGCUGGAAGGAGAUUGAAUACGAGGUUGUCCGUGAUGCUCGUGACAACUGCAUUACGGUCUGUAACAUGGAGAACUUUGACCCGCUUGGUAUCCACACGGGUGACUCCAUUGUCGUUGCUCCCUCGCAGACUCUGUCUGAUGAAGACUUCAACAUGCUUCGAACCACUGCUGUCAAUGUUAUUCGACACCUUGGUGUGGUCGGAGAAUGUAACAUUCAAUAUGCCUUGAACCCCGACUCCAAAGAAUACUGCAUUAUUGAGGUCAACGCUCGUCUGUCUCGUUCGUCAGCUUUGGCUUCAAAGGCUACUGGUUAUCCUCUGGCCUUUGUUGCAGCCAAGUUGGGAUUGGGUAUCCCCUUGAACGAGGUUUCCAACUCUGUGACCAAGGUUACUUGCGCCUGCUUUGAACCAUCUCUUGAUUAUGUUGUUGUCAAGAUUCCUCGCUGGGACCUUAAGAAGUUCACUCGGGUUUCAACCGCGCUCAGCUCUUCUAUGAAGAGUGUUGGUGAGGUGAUGAGUAUCGGACGUACCUUUGAGGAAGCAAUUCAAAAAGCAAUUCGUUCCGUCGACUUCCACAACCUGGGAUUCAACGAGACCAACGCGCUCAUGUCCAUUGACAAUGAGCUGCAGACGCCUUCUGAUCAGCGUCUUUUUGCCAUUGCCAAUGCCAUGGCUGCCGGCUACUCGGUCGACAAGAUCUGGGAGAUGACCCGGAUCGACAAGUGGUUCCUUAGCCGUCUUAAGGGCCUGAGCAACUUUAGCAAGACUCUUACCGACUACACUGCUGGCAGCUUGCCCGUGUCGAUGCUCCGACGUGCCAAGCAGCUCGGUUUCUGCGACAGGCAGAUUGCCAAGUUUGUGAGCUCCAAUGAGCUCGCGGUUCGUCGUCUGAGAGUGGAAGCUGGCAUCGUUCCUGCUGUCAAGCAGAUUGAUACUGUUGCCGCCGAGUUCCCUGCCUUCACGAACUAUCUUUACAUGACCUACAAUGGCUCUGAGCACGACGUUUCGUUUGACGAUCAAGGCAUUAUGGUCCUCGGCUCUGGUGUUUACCGUAUUGGCUCCUCCGUCGAAUUCGAUUGGUGCUCUGUCCGCGCCAUCCGCACUCUUCGCGAGCAGGGCCACAAGACGGUCAUGGUUAACUACAACCCUGAGACCGUUAGCACUGACUACGAUGAGGCCGACAAGCUCUACUUUGAGAACAUCAACUUGGAGACCGUCCUUGACAUCUACCAACUCGAGUCCUCAAAGGGUGUUAUCAUUUCCAUGGGUGGUCAGACGCCAAACAACAUUGCUUUGCCCCUUCAUCGUCUCAAUGUUAAGAUCCUCGGUACCUCUCCUGAGCUGAUUGACACGGCUGAGAACCGUUACAAGUUCUCUCGUAUGUUGGAUCGCAUCGGUGUCGACCAGCCGGCCUGGAAAGAGCUCACGAGCUUUGAAGAAGCUUCCGAUUUUUGCGAAAAGGUUUCGUACCCUGUGCUCGUGCGGCCUUCGUACGUCCUUUCCGGAGCGGCCAUGAACACUGUGUACUCUCAAGAUGACCUGGCUAGCUAUCUCAACCAGGCUGCUGAAGUCUCUCGCGACCAUCCUGUCGUCAUCACCAAAUACAUUGAGAAUGCCAAGGAGAUUGAAAUGGACGCCGUUGCCAAGGAUGGCAAAAUGGUCGGACACUUCAUUUCUGAGCAUGUUGAGAACGCCGGUGUUCACUCUGGUGAUGCUACCUUGAUUUUGCCUCCUCAGGACCUUGCUCCCGAGACUGUUCGCCGUAUUGAGGACGCUACCAGGAAGAUUGGUGCCGCCCUGAACGUGACUGGACCUUAUAACAUCCAAUUCAUUGCCAAGGACAAUGAUAUCAAGGUCAUCGAGUGUAACGUCCGCGCUGCGCGAUCCUUCCCCUUCGUUUCUAAGGUGAUGGGUGUCGACCUGAUUGAGUUGGCGACCAAGUCUAUUAUGGGCAUUCCAUUCGCGGAAUACCCACCUACAGAUGUCCCUGAGAACUAUGUUGGUGUCAAGGUUCCCCAGUUCUCGUUCUCUCGUUUGUCUGGUGCCGAUCCCGUACUUGGUGUAGAGAUGGCAUCGACCGGAGAGGUUGCUUGCUUUGGUCGCGACAAGUAUGAGGCCUACCUCAAGGCACUCGUCUCCACCGGAUUCAAGCUCCCCAAGAAGAACAUUCUCCUCUCCAUUGGAUCAUUCAAAGACAAGAUGGAGAUGCUGCCCUCGGUUGAAAAGCUGCACAAGCUUGGAUACAAUCUCUUCGCUACUGCCGGAACGGCCGACUUCCUGCAGGAGCAUGGUCUUCCCGUGCAGUACCUCGAGAUUCUUGCAGGAGAGGCCGACCAGCAAAAGUCCGAGUAUUCUCUGACGCAGCACUUGGCCAACAACCUCAUUGAUCUGUACAUCAAUCUUCCCAGCAGCAACCGCUUCAGGCGACCUGCGAACUACAUGAGCAAGGGUUACCGCACCAGACGUAUGGCAGUGGACUACCAGACGCCCCUUGUGACAAACGUCAAGAACGCCAAGAUUCUCAUUGAGGCUAUUGCGCGCCACCGGCAGCUAGAGGUUGUAAAGGUUGACUACCAGACCAGCCACCGCCUGGUGUAUCUUCCGGGUCUCGUUAAUGUCGCCGCUUUUGUGCCUGGUGUUGCCGCUCCUGGCAGCGAAGAUUUCCAGACGGCUACCAAGGCAUCUAUCGCAGCUGGUUUCAGCAUGAUCCGCGUCAUGCCGGUGGGUCUGGACAGCUCCGUCUCGGAUGCCAAGUCUCUUGCUAUUGCUCAGGCCAACAGCCGCAAUGCUGGAUUCUGUGACUACAACUUCUCUGUGGCCUCGACUGCCUCGAACUCGAACCUGAUUAGUGAGGUUACCGGAGAGGUGGGCUCGCUGUUCAUUCCCUUUAACCACCUGAGCGGAAACAUCAACAAGGUCGCUGCUGUGACUCAGCACUUCUCCGUAUGGCCCACCAACAAGCCCAUUGUCACGGAUGCCAAGGCGACCGACCUUGCCUCGAUCCUCUUGCUCGCCAGCCUUCACAACCGUAAGAUCCAUGUCACAUCCGUCACCAGCAAAGACGAUGUUGAGCUUAUUGCGCUCAGUAAGGAGAAGGGCCUGGACGUCACUUGCGACGUGUCUAUCUACGCCUUGUUCCUUACUCAAAACGAGUAUCCCGAGUGUAGUUACUUGCCCACGCAAAAGGACCAGCAGGCGCUCUGGGAGCGACUGGACAUCAUCGAUGUCUUCUCCAUUGGCAGCCUUCCCUACCAGGUCGCUCGCGAUACCAAGCACGAGGUGUCAGCUGAUGUUGGCAUCGCCGAUGCCAUUCCUCUGCUUUUCACUGCCGUUUCUGAUGGCCGUCUGACUGUUGAUGACAUUAUUGCCCGUCUCAACCGCAACCCUAAGAAGAUCUUUGAGCUCCACGAUCAGGCUGGAACUUCUGUCGAGGUGGAGGUGGAUCGCUCUUAUGUCUACCAAGGCGGUGCGGCCUGGUCGCCAUUUGUCGGCAAGACUGUCAAGGGAGCUAUCCAGCGGAUUAUUUUCCAGGACAAGACCGUCUGCCUUGAUGGCGAACUUGUCGGUGGCUCCGCCUACGGUAACGACAUGUCUAGCCACACGAUUGCGGCACCUCAAUCGCCAAGCCGCCAUUCCAUUACUUCACCUCGUCCUGAGACUCCCUAUGUUGGUCGUUCUGCUGCUCUUCCCUCGCGGCCGGCAACUCAGACGAGGCAGAUUGACGGAGUCGUUGCUCAGCGGACUCCUCAAGCUUUGGGAAACCAGUUUGGUCCCCCGCUGCACCAGCCAAUUCGCGCUGCUUCUCCCUCACUGCUUGAACUCCUUGCUCAGUCGCCCUUUAAGCAGAGACACAUUCUCUCUGUCAACCAAUUUACCCGCACUGAGCUCCACCUGCUCUUCACUGUGGCGCAAGAGAUGCGUCUCGGUGUGCAGCGUCAUGGUAUCUUGGACAUCCUCCAGGGACGCCUUCUGACCACCAUGUUCUACGAGCCAUCCACCCGCACCUCGGCCUCGUUCGACGCUGCUAUGCAGCGCCUUGGUGGACGUACAAUUGCCAUUACAACUUCGCAUUCGAGCAUCAAGAAGGGCGAGAGUCUCCAGGACACUAUCCGAACUCUCGGAUGCUACGGCGAUGCAAUUGUGCUCCGUCACCCUGAGGAGUCCAGCGCAGCUACCGCUGCCAAGUUCUCCCCUGUCCCGAUCAUCAACGGCGGUAACGGCAGCUUAGAGCACCCCACUCAGGCUUUCCUCGAUCUCUUCACUAUCCGUGAAGAGCUUGGUACAGUGACCGGCCUUACCAUUACCUUCACUGGUGAUCUUCGGUAUGGCCGCACUGUACACUCUUUGUGCAAGCUGCUUCAGCACUACGACGUGAAGAUUCAGCUCGUCGCACCCGCUGCUCUUGCCCUUCCUGAGGAGGUCCGUCAACUGCUUGUCAGCUCCGGGCAGCUGAUUGCCGAAUCUCACGAGUUGACUCCCGAGAUUGUCGCUCGAUCCGAUGUUCUUUACUGCACUCGCGUGCAGAAGGAGCGUUUCCCUGACUUGGAGGAGUAUGAACGUCUGAAGGACAGCUUCGUCGUUGACAACUCUGUGCUCAAGCACGCCAAGAGCCAGAUGAUCGUCCUUCACCCUCUGCCGCGCAAUGCUGAGAUUAGCGAGGAGGUUGACUUUGACCAGCGUGCGGCUUACUUCCGACAGAUGAGAUAUGGUCUUUACUGCCGUAUGGCCUUGCUUGCUCUUGUCAUGGCUCCUUGAGUUGGUCACUCUGUGUUCUUUGGCUGAGCAAAAUUUUGAGCUGGGCUCGCAUAUGGGAUUUAUCAUCGUUUUCGUCAUCACUGCAUGAGAUUAGAUGGUAUCUGCUUUCCAUUUUUCUUUUUCCCUCGACGAUUGUUACGGCGAUUAGAUUAAAAGUUUGGGUUUGCUUUGACGUUCUUUUAAUGUCCUUUGAUGUCUUUACAGACCCUACCAUGACUUGUUAAUUUUCAAACAAGUGGUAAGCGUGUAAUAUAGAUUGCUACGUGUAUAUGUAGUAUAGUGGUG
This is a messenger RNA of Xylona heveae TC161, 7370 nucleotides long. RefSeq names its product carbamoyl-phosphate synth. Bases 261 to 7085 code for a protein of 2274 amino acids. Gene Ontology annotation, cellular component: cytoplasm; cytosol. Gene Ontology annotation, molecular function: aspartate carbamoyltransferase activity; amino acid binding; dihydroorotase activity. NCBI's taxonomy places the organism in Eukaryota, Fungi, Ascomycota, Xylonomycetes, Xylonales, Xylonaceae. Gene Ontology annotation, biological process: 'de novo' pyrimidine nucleobase biosynthetic process; UTP biosynthetic process; L-glutamine metabolic process. The record is from RefSeq and is a predicted model, not a curated record. The transcript is spliced from 3 exons.